Messenger RNA from Cannabis sativa, 1105 nucleotides. Its product is annotated as protein kinase PINOID-like. NCBI's taxonomy places the organism in Eukaryota, Viridiplantae, Streptophyta, Magnoliopsida, Rosales, Cannabaceae. Gene Ontology annotation, biological process: protein phosphorylation. Bases 65 to 739 code for a protein of 224 amino acids. Gene Ontology annotation, cellular component: cytoplasm; plasma membrane; nucleus. Gene Ontology annotation, molecular function: ATP binding; protein serine/threonine kinase activity. The record is from RefSeq and is a predicted model, not a curated record. The transcript is spliced from 2 exons.
CUAUAUCGGUUACGUAAAUUAACAGAAAAUCUUUAUUAGUUUAUUAAUCUCUAUCGUUUCUUUCAUGGAUGUAUACAGAUUUUACGCCGGGAAAGUUCUACUAGCGUUAGAGUAUCUUCAUAUGUUGGGUAUAAUCUACAGAGAUUUGAAACCCGAAAACGUGCUCGUCAAGUCAGAUGGUCACAUCAUGCUAACUGACUUUGAUCUUUUGCUUUGCUCCGACGCAAUCCCAGUCAUUGAAUCAUCACUUGAAUCACCCGACUCAUCCUCGUUUGGUUGCUUCCCUAAGUCGCGCGGAGUCCAGACGCUAAACCGGUUCUUUGUAGCCGAACCGGUGACGGCCAGGUCAUUGUCCGUGGUUGUAACGAAAAUUAAUGCUAAUUGCCUUUUUCUAAUUCAUAUUACUAGAGCGGUCAUUACAGUGGUCGGUACACACGAGUACGUGUCGCCCGAGAUGGCUAAAGAUGAUCCCCACGGCAACGCGGUUGACUGGUGGGCGUACGGUGUCUUCAUCUAUGAAAUGAUCUACGGCCGUACACCGUUCCUGGCUCAAUCACGCAAGAGAAUCAUCUCAAACAUCGUCAAUAUGCCACUUGUCUUCCCCACCGGCACAGUGUCAUGCGAGUUCGAGCUUCAUGCGAGGGAGUUGAUUACCGCUUUGCUUGUCAAGGAUCUGACCAAGCGUCUCGGGGCCAAAUACAAAGCGGCUGAAGUUUCAAGGGUCUCAAUUUCGCCUUGAUUAGGUCUUCGCCGCUCCUUUGGCAUGUCGAAGGACUUAGGAGGCAGAAAACUAACGAUAUGAGUUGCACUAGACAGCCAACUUUCGAUUACUUCUAAUAACAUAGUGAUCAGUGGUCUUUUAAGUUAAGAAUUAAAUUAACAGUGUCUUAAUGUUAUUGUAAUGCCUUUUAGUACUCACUUGCUUAAGUUGUUCACCAUAAUUAUUAUUACUUAUCAUUAUAUAUUAUUAUUAUAUAUUGUUAAUGUUUACUUUCGUACAUGUACAAACUAACGUUAAUUCAGAAAAAGAAGAAAUUUCAUGCUAAUUGGCAGACACAUCAGAACAUGUGACUAUGUCUAAUCAUACAAAUUCUAUAUGUAUAUA